Camellia sinensis is the source of this 4443-nucleotide messenger RNA. Its product is annotated as putative germin-like protein 2-1. Gene Ontology annotation, molecular function: manganese ion binding. The record is from RefSeq and is a predicted model, not a curated record. NCBI's taxonomy places the organism in Eukaryota, Viridiplantae, Streptophyta, Magnoliopsida, Ericales, Theaceae.
UACCACCUAGCAUUAGAACUCAGUGUCUCUCUCUCUCUCUCUCUCUCUCUCCAUCAUUUUUUCUUUGUUUCUUCUCUAGAGUGACCAUCACUACAACUACAAACCCUAGAUUCUCCACCGCCUGCUUCUCUAACCCCGACCCUCUUUCUGGCCAAGCCCUCACCUCCGACAUCCGGCGAAGAUCAGUCCCAGUUGGAGUGCUCCAUCUCUAUCUCACCCUCUCUCCAUCUCUGCCUCACCUUCGCUCUCAAUCUCUGCCUCACCAUCUCUCUCCAUCUCGAUCUACCCUUUGAAACCCUCCCAAACCCUAAUUAAAACCCUCCUAAACCGAAACCCCAAUUCAAAUCCUCGAUGAGUUCUAUAUAUGGCGAUCAGAUGAUGAGUUCUAUAUAUGGCAAUCCACUCUCACAACCGAUGAUGAGUUCUCUGCUUUAUCAGCUAAAAUUUUAAAACAAAGAAUGAUUGAUGAAGGGUUUAAAUAGUCAUCUAGAAGGCCCUAAUUUGUUGGGGUUUAAGAUCAAUUCCAAGGGCUGGUUGAUUUUUGAUGGCCACGACAGUAAUAUGGCAUCAUUUGUUUCUUGAUCAGCUCAGGUUAGUUUAGUUGGUCUACAUUUUUUGCAUCUCAUUGGAAUUAGAUUUCAGAUUGUAUCAAAAAUAAAGCUUUUAUUGCUUCCUCUAGAUAUCUAUCUUCCUUUUAGUCAUAUGCGUAUAUAAUUAUGAAUAAAUUUGCAACACAGAUAUCAAUUUUGUAGAAUUUGACAAAAAAAUGUAUAUGAAUGAAUAAGAUUUUUCAUAAAUAGAGUCCCAUAAGAUUUUCAUCUUAAGAGCCGUAUGUUCUUUGCUGGAAUAUGGACUGUCACUCGAUAGGUGAGUUGCUUUCUAUUCUGGAUUUUAAAGAGGGGAAGCUUCCUAUGAGGUAUUUGGGGGUUCCUCUUGUCUCUACUAAGUUGUGUAAAAUAGAUUCUGAUCAAUUGGUUGCUAGGAUUACUAACAGGAUUCAAUCGUGGGCUAAUAAAGUGUUGUCGUAUGCUGGUAGAGCCCAAUUGAUUAAAAGAAUUUGUAUUAAUAGAAUUCUUAAUUUUAAUAUAUAAUAGAAUUUGUAUUUGUUCAAUUCCACUCUCUUAAUAGAAUUUGUAUUUGUUCAAUUCAUUUCUUAAUUGUUUUGAAUUUUGUUUUUUUUUAUAUAUACAAAUCGUUGGGUUUAGUUUGAUUAUUGGAUUAAAAAAAGGUCAAUUGAUGGUGUUUGAUUGCAAUUCUAGAUUCUAGAUUAUUUGAUUUUUUUAGCUUAUUUAACUCAGAAAAAGUGAGAUUACUUGUAAUUGUUUUCAACUUAAGAAUGUGCCUGAAUUCAUUAGAAGCUAAAUAGUAUAAUGAUAGUAGAAAGAAAUGAGAUAAAGAGACAUUAUUUUUAAUUAAAUUCCAUGUAUAUAUAAUAAUUUAGUUGCCAUUUUUUUUUUUUUUAAUAUUAGCAAAGAUAUGUAUCAAAACUAAUAUUGAGAACAUCAGGAAAAUGAAAUCUUAGGAUACCACCAUAGUGUAUUUGCUAAUCAUUUUUCACAUUGGUGGAGGUUGUGCUUCUUUGGGUUGGUUCAGACCAUGGUUGUUUGUUGUGGUUAUGCCUCUAAUUGGGUUGCUUCAAUCCAUUAUUGUUUAGUUUGGUUGUCAGGUGGCAUGAGAGGUGUCACACUCUUCAUGGUUUUCAUGAAAAUGUUGUUGGCUUUAGAAUUUCGUUCUUAAUUUUUUUUUUAAUACAACUCCAAAAGGAUGUAGCCAUGGCUAGAGCUCUGUUUUUGUGUAUACAACCUACUCUACUAUACAACUAUAUCACUAUGAGAUUGAAUAAAUGAAGGGCAUGACAACCGAAUACUACACACACGAGGCAAAGAAGAUCUCAUUCUUAUGAGGUAUUAGUAAGUUUGUUGUCCCCUAGUACAUGGGACUAACUAAGGAUGUCAUUUAUAUACUUUUUCAAACACAGAUAGCAUAGGAUAUCCAUAUGUAUAAAACAUUUCAAUAGAGUCACUACUACAAUAAUGGUUAAAAGUCACACUUUUCAGAUUGAAUUUAGAUAAGAAUCAUGCUUAAAAGUAGCAAAUUAUGAGUACAAAACUCUAAAAUUCUGCUCAAAGCUUGCUUUAGUCUGAAUUUAUGUUCAAUGUUGAGAAGUAUAGAUAAGGAACAUGAGGUUGCACCUGCCUUGCUCCAUUCUACAGACUUGAUGUAUAGAUAUUAUAGCUUUCUUUUGUUUUAUUUUAAAGCUAUUAAAUAUAUUUUAUAGUUUUUUUUUAUUUUUUUAAAAUUUGACAAUUUUCAAUGUGAUGAAUUAUGAAAAAGACUGAAUGCAAAAGCGGUUACAAAACUAAUAAUAAGUUAAGCAAAGGUGAUCAUUUCAGUGUUUUGACUAAAAAAUUGAGCCAGCUUGUCUUCAACCCAAGAAAUGUUCUUCAACUUUUAAAGGACUUUUUUUUUUAAAAGAAAAAAAAAAUUUGCAGAAUUUUUUGUAGUCUCAUUGCCGUUUAUCUUAAUUUUUAUUGUUUGAUCUAAGUUUAACUUAGUUUCAGGGUGUAUUUGGCUAUUUUUAUUAAAAUGUUAAUCACCAUAUUAUCUGUAUUCAUGUGGUUAGCUAUAAAUUGAAAUGUCGCUUUUGGUUGGCACACAAGAUGAGGAGAGGAUUUGAAAUAGGUAGUGUGGGAUAAUAAGUCCCACAAAACAAUAGAGUAAUGUGAAUGAUAAUACAUAUUUUCAUAUCUCAUGUUUGAGAAGGACGAGUUUGGAUGACAUUAGUAUACGGUUAAUUAUUACAUUUUAUCACUCCUUAUGGAAUUGAGUUAUCCUAUUUCAAAAGGAUAGAGUAUCAUAUCGUGACACACUAUCCUAUUAUCAAAAUGUACAACCAAAUAUGGAAUAAAUGAAUCCAAUACAAUGAAGAACUCGUCCAAUUCUCUCUUUUAUCUAGCAACCAAAUGUGCAUGAACCCUUAUCCCAUCCUUUGUACCAUGAACAUUGACAGAGGAAGGGACGUGACAGACAAAGAUCCUCCCAACCAGACAAUAUAGUGGGAAUUUUGAAGAGAAAAAAAAAAUCGAGACACGGUCAUGUAAAUAGAAUGCAUUGAGUACAUGAAACCGAAAUUUUGAGUACAAAGAAUUGUGUAGAGAUUCCUAAACCAACUAAAAGUAGCUAAUUGGGGAAGUUUAGUACCUAUGCAGAUUUCUUCUGGUUUUCUUGGACGGCAAUCAUUAAAAUCAAAUAGAAAUAAAUUAAUAAUUCUCUCUCUCCCUAUAUAUAUAGAGCUCAACACAUGUUUGUUUUUCACAUCUCCAUACUCCUCAAGCUCUAACUUUUGCAUUUGUGUGCAUCCAUUUCAUCUUCUUCCUCUUUAUCUACUAAUAUUUGUUAGUUUUAUUAGUUACAAAAACUGAAAAAGGGCUUUUCAAGAUGGAAAUCAAAUCUUUGUUAUUGACUUUGGUAGCUCUGAUCAGUUUUUGCUCUGUUGUCCAUUCCUUUGAACCUAACCCUUUGCAGGACUUCUGUGUUGCAGACACUGAUAGCUCUGUUAGAGUCAAUGGCUUCGUAUGCAGAAACCCCAUGCUCGCUCAAGCAUCAGAUUUCUCCUUAAUGGGCCUCAACCUACCAGGCAACACGUUAAACCCAUUGGGCUCAGCCAUCACCCCAGCCACUGUAGCCCAAAUUCCAGGGCUCAACACCCUCGGCGUCUCCAUGGUCCGCAUCGGCUAUGCUCCGUGGGGCCUUAAACCUCCUCACAUCCACCCUUGUGCCACUGAAAUCUUCACCAUCCUCAAAGGCACCCUUGAGGUCGGCUUUGUUACUUCCAACCUUGAAAACCGUUUUAUUAGUAAAGUUCUUCAGAAAGGUGAUGUGUUUGUGUUCCCAAUAGGACUCAUUCAUUAUGAAAGGAAUGUUGGGUAUGGAAGUGCUAUCGCAAUUGCUGGGUCAAGCAGCCAAAACCCUGGUGUUAUCACGGUGGCUAACGCUGUUUUCUGAUCAAAACCAAUGAUUUCUGGUGAUGUUCUUGCCAAGACAUUUCAAGUUAAUAUGACGGUGGUUGAUGCAAUUCAGGGAAGGAUGUAGGUGAUGAAAGGAGGAGUGGGAGGACGAUGAAAUUUCAUUAAAAGUACUUUCUUUGUGAUUUUCAUGUGUCCACUAGGGUUUGUCUUUUACAUUCAUGGUAUGGUGAAGAAAUUCAUUGUGUUUUUGUGUGAUAGAAUAAGUUUAGAGGCACACUAUUUUUAAUCAUAUUUUUAAUUGUGUAUUCAUAACAAGAGUGCAACUUACACAAUUAUACAAUGUGAGUUUUGCUUCAAUGAUGAGUAGAGGGCAAAAAAUAUGAUAAAAAAUGAUGUGUUCUGAGCAAGAUUGUUAUUGGAAACAAAAUUUGUAUUUCCAUUUAUUUGUUGUAAGAGCUUGCAAGCAAUUAACUUA